Molecule: messenger RNA, 852 nt
Organism: Pocillopora meandrina
Lineage: Eukaryota; Metazoa; Cnidaria; Anthozoa; Scleractinia; Pocilloporidae
Source: the annotation of a GenBank genome assembly
UUUGUAGCUUCUCAGAGCUCUGAAGUACAAGAAAUCUUGGGCUACAUCCAAACCAUAUCUCCUGUGAAGAAGGCCACGUUUUCCCCAACCAAAUAUUUUAACUGCAAUAUUCAGAGAAGUGACAGAGUGGUUAGGGCAGUCUGUUUCAACCCAGCAAAGAGACCCUUGCUAGAAAAGUACCAGAAAGGAAGAACAGCUGUCAGACUCCACAACAUAACAUCUUCCAUCAAGGAUGACAUUGAAAGCAUCAUCAUCCAAAACAACACAACUGUACAACCUGUGGUGGUACCAUUUGUCUACCAAGAUGCUGCAACAUCAUCUUCCUUACCAAGUCUCUCAUCUUUACAAGAGGUAUCAAAAGAGCAAUUAGUUGACGUAAAGGUAGAGCAGUUUCUUUUCAAAGAGAUCCCAUCUUUCACACAAGACUUGGCACAAGUCACAACAGAAAUAGAAUCACUCACACAGAGGAAAGUGUCAGGUGAAAUAAUUGGUGUCCAACACGCCUCAAAAAGUCUUUCCUGUACGUCAUGCAAAAAGAAGGUUACAGUGAAAUCGAAUGGAAAGAUCGCAAAUUGUCAGUCCUGCAAGAUGAUGAUGAGAGGAACUUCUUGUCAACCUCAGUGGUUUUUGAAAGUGCUUUUUCAGAAAACUCAAAACAUUAAUGACAAACUUGCACUUACACUCUUUCAUCACGAGGUCGAUAAACUGGCUUCAUUUUUACCCGAUGUUAACCUCAACAUUAUAUCAGAGGAAGACUUCAUUUUCCAUCUCCUAGACAAUGAAUCCAGCUUCUGCAUUACUUAUGACACUGCCUCUAAUAAGCUGAUAGAAGUUUCACUUGAGGCUAUUUGA